UAAAUUGAGCAACUUUUUGCAACAAAUUGACCUGCCUCUAGCAAUUUCGCCUGAAAAUUAGUUGGCAGCACUGCACGCAUGCUGGUGAUAAGCGAGUUUUAGUUAUGGACGAAUUUAGUAAGUAUCGUUCGCCGCUGGUGUCUCGAUAUGCCAGCAAGGAAAUGGCCUACAACUUCAGUGACAGGAAGAAAUUCACAACGUGGAGAAAACUGUGGAUCUACCUGGCCAAAGCGGAAAAGGCUCUUGGCCUGCUCGUCACCGACGCCCAGGUGACCGAGAUGGAGAGCCACGCUGAGGACAUCGACUUUGCCAUGGCGGCGGAGGAGGAGAGCAAGCUGAGGCACGAUGUCAUGGCCCACGUCCACACUUUCGCCCACUGCUGCCCCACCGCUGCUCCCAUCAUCCACCUGGGCGCCACUUCCUGUUACGUGGGAGACAACACGGAUUUGAUCCUGCUUCGUGACGGUUUUGACAUUCUCCUGCCGAAGUUGGCCAGAGUGAUCGACAGAGUGUCAAACUUUGCUGAAAAAUACGCUGGUCUCCCCACCCUGGGUUUCACACAUUACCAGCCGGCCCAGUUGACCACAGUGGGUAAGAGAGCAUGUCUGUGGCUCCAGGACCUGGCCAUGGACAUGCGGAACCUUCAGCGUGCCCGCGAAGACCUGCGUUUCCGGGGGGUGAAGGGUACUACAGGCACCCAGGCCAGCUUCCUGCAGCUCUUCCAGGGGGACCAUGAUAAGGUGGAGGAUCUGGACAGAAUGGUCACAGAGAUGGCAGGCUUCAAAAAGGCCUACAUGGUGACCGGACAGACGUACAGUCGUAAGGUGGACAUUGACUCCCUCUCUCACCUGGCCAGUAUGGGAGCCACCAUCCACAAGAUCUGCACUGACAUCCGCCUGCUGGCUAACCUUAAAGAGAUAGAGGAGCCUUUUGAGAAGGAGCAGAUCGGCUCCAGUGCCAUGGCCUACAAGAGGAACCCAAUGCGUUGUGAGCGUUGCUGUAGUCUGGCCCGCCACCUGAUAGCGCUGCUCGCUGAUCCCCUCCAGACCGCCUCUGUCCAGUGGCUGGAAAGAACACUAGAUGACAGUGCCAACAGGAGAAUCUCUCUCCCUGAGUCUUUCCUUACUGCUGACAUCAUCCUCAGCACCCUGCAGAACAUCACUGAAGGUCUGGUGGUCUACCCCAAGGUGAUCGAGAGACACAUCCGUCAUGAGCUUCCCUUCAUGGCUACAGAGAACAUCAUCAUGGCUAUGGUGAAGGCUGGAGGCAACAGACAGGACUGCCAUGAGAAGAUCCGUGUGUUGUCCCAGCAGGCUGCAAACGUGGUGAAACAGGAGGGGGGGGACAAUGACCUCUUGGCCAGGGUCCAGGCUGACCCCUACUUCGCCCCUAUCCUGGGCCAUCUUGACAACAUCCUGGACCCCAAGACCUUCAUCGGCCGCGCCCCCCAACAGGUGGCGAGGUUUCUCUCUGAGGAGGUACGCCCUCUGUUGGAACCUUACAAGGCCGAGAUUGACGUCAAAUUUGAGCUGGAGCUCUAAAACAGGGGACACUGACCUAAGAAACGACUAAUUUAACACCAACUUAGUUUUAACCAAUUCUGAAAUUAUUAUAUUAUUUUGUGUGGCCUUUUCACUAAAACACAUACUCUUACACACCAAAAUAAACCUCAUGACUGACUAAUUGCAUGCUGUAUUGUAAGACAAUAAAAGACUGAAAUCAAAAGUCGGUGAGUUUGUAAUGAUAUAAUGCUUAACUAGCAGGGUUACAACGUAUACAUACAGUUGAAGUCGGAAGUUUACAUACACCUUAGCCAAAUACAUUCAACUCAGUUUUUCACAAUUACUGACAUCUAAUCCUAGUAAAAAAUGUAAUCAUAGGUUAUUUUCAUGAGGCAUGGCCUAUUGGGGGCGUGGCUUUCAAAUAAUGAUUUUUGGCCACCUGUAAGAGUAAAGGUCAUUCCUGUUAAUCAUGUUAAGUUUGUACACUGCUAAUUUCUUUGCACAUUACAUAUUUGAAUAUAACAUUUAUAACAUUAUUAUAUACAUAUCCCAACAUUGAGAUAUCCCAUAUUUUAGCAUAAGCUCUUGCGGAACUCACAUACUUGUGUAAGCAUCAUUAAAGCUAUAAAAGUGUCUGUGUUUAACCUUAACAUGUGAUAACAAUACAACAGAACACAUGAACCAGAAUGACAUGUACUCUCACGGGUGGCCAAAAAUAACUAUCUGAAAGCCAUGCCCCUACAAAGCCACGACUCCAGUCUUUUGAGCUGACCCGCUGGGUCAUAUCUCAAUAACCCAGCAUCAAUAACCCAGCAGUUUCUUUUUAAAGAAAACAACCCAACUAAGUGGCCCAAUGGCUGCAACCCAAUAGUUGGGUCGAACAACCCAGCAUUUUGUUGUACACGCACAAACAACUUUUGUAUUACUGUUAUUUAUUUACUUAUUGAAUAUUAUGUUAUGAAAGUAUUGAAAAAAUGCAUAAAGUUAUAUAAAAAAAUGUUUCACAAUUCUAAUUGUCUUGUACUGUUAUUCAGUCAAGCGGAUUUAAGAUUUUCUCCCCUUUGGUUUUAUUUUUGUACCAACAGAUAUUAUUUCAAUGGCACAUCAAGACAUGGAAACAUAUCUAGAGUAUUUAUCUAGAGGAAGAGGAAUGAACUGAUUAUUGCCAUGGAAAUUGAAAUCAACUUCAAUAUGAUGUGUUACAGGAACUGAUACUUCAAAAAAGUUUUUUUGUAUGUCAUGAGGGUUUACAUAAGUGUCUGAGGGUUUACAUAACU
This is a messenger RNA of Oncorhynchus gorbuscha (pink salmon), 2779 nucleotides long. Its product is annotated as adenylosuccinate lyase-like. Lineage: Eukaryota; Metazoa; Chordata; Actinopteri; Salmoniformes; Salmonidae. Gene Ontology annotation, molecular function: (S)-2-(5-amino-1-(5-phospho-D-ribosyl)imidazole-4-carboxamido) succinate lyase (fumarate-forming) activity; N6-(1,2-dicarboxyethyl)AMP AMP-lyase (fumarate-forming) activity. Gene Ontology annotation, cellular component: cytosol. Bases 105 to 1541 code for a protein of 478 amino acids. Gene Ontology annotation, biological process: 'de novo' AMP biosynthetic process. The record is from RefSeq and is a predicted model, not a curated record. The transcript has 11 exons.